Rubroshorea leprosula is the source of this 1960-nucleotide messenger RNA. NCBI's taxonomy places the organism in Eukaryota, Viridiplantae, Streptophyta, Magnoliopsida, Malvales, Dipterocarpaceae. The record is from the annotation of a GenBank genome assembly.
ACCCCUUUCACAUUGUUCUCUCUUCUUUUGUGCUAUACAAUCUCCAAGCAUUUCUCUCUUCCAAACUACUGAAGCAAAUAUGGCUGACCUUAUUCUUGGUCCUCUUGUGGAUGUCACAAUAUCCAAGGUGAUUUCAGUUACUACCAAGCAACUCAACUUAGCAGUGGGAUUCAAGCAGGAGCUCAAGAAGUUUCGUGUGGUGCUGAGCAUGGUAAGGGGCGUGCUGCAAGAUGCAGAAGAGAAGAAGGUGACGGGUUACUCUGAUCAGCAACCUUGGCUUAAGGAGCUUGGAAAUAUAGUUGAUGAAGCUGACAAUGUGGUAGAUGAGAUUGCAUAUGAACAUCUAAGGUACAAGGUGGCUCAAAAACAAAUGUGGAAAAAGGUCAGCUAUUUCUUUACUCUUUCUAAUCCUUUAGCUUUUCGCCUUAAGAUAGCUAACAGGAUUAAGGAUUUGAAUCUAGCUAGCCUUAAUGAUUGGGCCACUAGACUAGGGCUUCAACAUAGACUUGCAAACAAGCUUCCUGACCAUGUAGGAAUCCAACAGACAAAUUCAUCACUUGGUGAUCCAUCGGAAAUUGUAGGAAGAGGAAAAAAAGUCCAAGAGGUAGUUCGGUUGUUGAUUGAUUCAAGUGAUGAUCAACGUCUCCCUGUUGUAUCCAUAGUUGGUAUGGGAGGCAUAGGCAAAACUAGUGUACAACAUGUACCAAAAAAAAAACUAGUGUACAACAAUGAGCUGACAGAGAAACAUUUUCACAAAAAAAUGUGGGUUUGUGUUUCUGAAAAUUUUGAUGAGAAACAAAUAUUAGCAAUGAUGCUGAAACCUCUCAUCACUAAUGAGAAUGAUCAUGUGGAUUUUGAAAAUCAAGAAGCUGUAGUUCAGAAACUUAAAAAAAUGCUUGAGGAGAAAAACUAUCUCCUCAUUCUAGAUGAUGUAUGGAAUGAAGAAAAGCCAAAAUGGGAUAACUUAAGAAAUUGUUUGUUGGGAAUAGGACAAAGGGGUGGGAGUAGGGUUCUUGUCACAACUAGAAUUGAGAAAGUAGAUUCCAUAAUGGGAACCAAGCACGUGCAUCUUGACAAGCUAACAUAUGAGAAUUGUUGGUCUAUUAUCAAGCUUAGAGCAUUUGGCAACUCUCCUAAUUCUUUGGAAUUGAAGGAAUUGGAGACUAUUGGAUUGAACAUUGCUGAGAAAUACUUUGCCAUAGAAAAGGAGAUGUUAAUCCAGCUCUGGAUGGGUGAAGGAUAUCCUCAACCGUCUAGAAAAAGCAACAAGGAGAUGGAAGAUAUUGGUGGCAAGUAUUUUAAUGACUUGUUCUCAUACCCCUUAUUUCAAGAUGCAGAAAAAGACUCUUAUGGUAGUAUUAUUGCUUGCAAAAUGCAUGAUUUAAUACAUGAUCUAGCACAAUCUGUUUCAGAGUCUCAAACGGUGAUCUUGGAGGAUGGUAGUAGUAGUGAUAUUCCUGUAGACAUUAGGCAUUUAAAUCUCAUUUCUAAGAAGGGUAUGGCAGCACUGGAAAUAGGGGAACUGCGUACCUUGUUUUCACGAGUUCAUGUCUUUCAAAAUAAGCUUGGAAACUUCAGAAAGAAUGGAGCUACUUACUCCGGUUGCCAUAGCCGGUGCCACUCUGUCGAUCCUCUGAUUAAACUCUGCUCUACUCCUCCCGUGAAUAGUUGGCCACCGAUGCUCACGGGUUUGCACUUUACAGGAGCAACCCAAAAAAAAGAUGCCUCUUUUUGUCAUAGCAGUGCGGUCUUCAGCAAGGAAGGUAUAUGAGCUGAUGAUUUAGGGAGGUAGUUUAGGAAUGGUCGGGUUAAUUAGGGAGUUUUAAGGAAGAAUGAACCUCCCCUGCUAUGUGUAAGGUGUUAUCAUGAUUUGCAUCAUUCCUCACUAUUGGACCAAUAGUGUAAUUAUUUUUUCUUGUCAGUGCCAUUUCACCAGUCAAAAUUAACAGAAUUGUUAACU